Molecule: messenger RNA, 6997 nt
Organism: Cuculus canorus (common cuckoo)
Lineage: Eukaryota; Metazoa; Chordata; Aves; Cuculiformes; Cuculidae
Gene: EIF2AK3
Product: eukaryotic translation initiation factor 2 alpha kinase 3
Exons: 17
Coding region: 111-3377 (1088 amino acids)
Biological process (GO): protein phosphorylation
Molecular function (GO): ATP binding; protein kinase activity; protein binding
Source: RefSeq, a predicted model, not a curated record
GCGGGGCGCGGCUGCGCCUGUUUGGCGGCGGCAGCGGCGGCGGCGCGGGGAGCGGCGGCGGCGCUCAAUGUCUUAGCGAGCGGCGGCAGCGGGCGAGGCGGGGCCCCUCCAUGCGGGGGCCGCGGGGCCGCAGCGCUCUGGCCGCCUUCACGGUGUUGGUGCUGUUCGGCGGGGUGGCGGCGGGCGGCCCGGAGCCGCUGCCGGGCGAUGCCGCGGCUGGGGAGGCCGCUUUUGGAUUGGGGGCGGCCGCCGCGCCCGCCGCUUUGACGGCCGGUUCCGCAGACGUGACAGUGGAGGACGAUGAGGCCGGAGUGGCUCCCACGGCGCCCGGCGAGCAGGAGCCCGAGGGGAGCGGAGAGGCCCGAACCGGCGGCAGAUCUCUAAUAAUUAUCAGCACUUUGGAUGGACGAAUUGCUGCACUGGAUCCAGAAAACAGUGGAAGGAAACAGUGGGAUCUGGAUGUAGGAUCAGGUUCUCUUGUGUCAUCCAGUCUCAGUAAACCAGAGGUAUUUGGAAAUAAGAUGAUAAUCCCUUCCCUGGAUGGGGACCUUUUCCAAUGGGAUCGGGAUCGAGAGAGCAUGGAAGCAGUUCCUUUCACAGUUGAAUCUCUUCUUGAGUCAUCCUACAAAUUUGGUGAGGACGUUGUUUUAGUUGGGGGAAAGUCUUUGACGACCUAUGGGCUGAGCUCAUACUCAGGGAAGGUGAGGUACAUCUGCUCAGCCAUGGGCUGUCGCCGGUGGGAUGAUGAUGAAACAGAACAGGAAGAGACACUCCUACUACACCGAACCCAGAAGACAGUUCGUGCAGUGGGACCACGCAGUGGCAAUGAAAAGUGGAAUUUCAGCGUUGGUCACUUUGAGCUGCGCUAUGUCCCAGAUAUUGAAACUAGAGCAGGAUAUAUUGAGAGCAAUUUUAAAUCAAAUAUGAACAAAGAAGAAACAAAAAUAAUUUCAGAUGUCGAUGAGCAGGAAGCUAUGAUGAAAGAUACAGUGAUAAAGGUCUCAGUAGCUGACUGGAAAGUGAUGGCUUUUAACAAACGAGGAGGACAUCUGGAAUGGGAAUACCAGUUUUGCACUCCAAUUGCUUCUGCGUGGCUUGUUAAGGAUGGCAAAGUAAUUCCAAUCAGUCUGUUUGAUGACACAAGCUACACUGCGAGCAAUGAAGUACUGGAAGAUGAAGAAGAUCUUGUGGAAGCUGCAAGAGGAGCCACGGAAUCAAGUGUCUAUUUGGGUAUGUACAGAGGCCAGCUGUAUCUUCAGUCAUCAGUCAGAAUUUCUGAGAAAUUCCCAACAAAUCCAAAAGCUCUGGAAUCCAGAAACGAUAAUUCAAUUAUUCCUCUUCCCAAAAUUAAAUGGAAACCUUUAAUCCAUUCUCCUUCCAGGACUCCAGUGUUGGUUGGGUCUGAUGAGUUUGAUAAGUGUCUCAGCAAUGACAAGUAUUCUCAUGAAGAGUACAGUAAUGGAGCACUUUCAGUCCUGCAGUAUCCGUAUGAUAAUGGUUAUUACUUACCCUACUAUAAGAGAGAGAGAAAUAAGCGUAGCACCCAGAUCACUGUUAGAUUUUUUGAUGAUACGAAUUACAAGAACAUUCGCAAAAAAGAUCCUGUUCUUCUGCUUCACUGGUGGAAAGAAAUUGUUGGCACCAUUGUAUUUUGCAUCGUGGCCACAACUUUUAUCGUGCGGAAGCUUUUCCAUCCCCAUCCUUACAGCAGACUGCGGAAGGAAUCUGAAACACAGUGUCAGACUGAUAAUAAAUAUGAGCCCACUUGUGGAGAUGUUAAAGAUACCAGCUGGAGCGACGUCAAGAACUCUGGAUAUGUGUCAAGAUAUCUAACAGAUUUUGAACCAAUUCAGUGUCUGGGUCGUGGAGGUUUUGGAGUAGUUUUUGAAGCCAGAAAUAAAGUGGACGACUGCAACUAUGCUAUCAAAAGGAUCCGUUUACCUAACAGGGAGCUGGCUCGUGAAAAGGUGAUGCGAGAAGUCAAGGCUUUGGCUAAACUUGAACAUCCAGGUAUUGUUCGAUAUUUCAAUGCAUGGCUGGAAGCUCCACCUGAAAGAUGGCAGGAAAAGAUGGAUGAACAGUGGUUAAAAGAUAUCAGCACUGACUGGCCACUCAGUUCUCCCAGUCCAAUGGAUGUCCCGUCAUUUAAGAUCAGAACAGAGCCGUUUUCUACAAAGGAGCACAUUGAAGUUAUUGCUACUUCGUCGGAGGGAGUAAGGUCUGUGGGAAUACGCUGUGGUCAGUCCGAAUCAUCUGGAAGCCAGUUUUCUCCUCUGGAAUUUUCUGCCACGGACAACAGGGACUUACACCAGUCAGAAGAUCCACUGUUAAACCUUCAGGACAGCGUUCUUACGGGCUGUGAUGUAGAAGACGCUACAGUCAGCAAAUACAAGCUGGGUCACUCCUUGGAAAUUUGUUCUUCAGCUGUUCCUGUUGUACAUCUGAGGGAGGGGACCUCCUCUUCUAUUGUGUUUGAGGAUUCCGGUUGUGGAAAUGCUUCUAGUAAGGAAGAUAAAAUUGAUGUUUCACAUGAUGAAAGUCUUUCUGAGAAUAAGGCAAAAAGUACAAAGGAAUCCAAUAACCAGAAAUCUGCUUCAGGAAGUCCCCUCUCUGUUUCUCCGCCAAGGCCGACAAGUUUAAGCCUGGACCUUUCUAAAAAUGUUACAGAAAAAGUCAAGCCCACCUCUCCAAAGGUAUAUCUUUACAUCCAGAUGCAGCUCUGCCGGAAAGAGAACCUUAAAGACUGGAUGAGCAGAAGAUGCAUGAUAGAGGAGAGGGAAAGGACAGAGUGCCUGCAGAUAUUUCUGCAGAUAGCUGAAGCGGUUGACUUUCUGCAUAGCAAAGGAUUAAUGCACAGGGAUCUCAAGCCUUCCAAUAUAUUUUUCACAAUGGAUGACGUAGUAAAAGUUGGGGAUUUUGGACUGGUAACUGCUAUGGACCAAGAUGAAGAGGAGGAAUCGGUACUUACCCCAAUGCCAGCUUAUGCCAGGCACACAGGACAAGUAGGAACCAAACUCUACAUGAGCCCAGAACAGAUCUGUGGGAACACGUACUCACACAAAGUGGAUAUUUUUUCUUUGGGACUGAUUCUGUUUGAGCUGCUUUACCCUUUCAGCACACAGAUGGAGAGAGUCAGGACCUUAAGCGAUGUUAGAAAUUUGAAGUUUCCACCAUUGUUCACUCAGAAAUAUGCACAAGAGUACACCAUGGUCAAGGACAUGCUCUCUCCAAGUCCCACUGAAAGACCAGAGGCUGCAGCAAUCAUAGAAAAUCCUGUAUUUGAAGACUUGGAACUCCCACCAAAACCAGUGCUUAGGCAGAGGUCACGGACAAUGAGUUUAUCAGGAAAUAAGCAUUCAAGACAACCAAGCAAAUAAUUAUCCUCAGGAUCACUUCUUCCACUCGGCAGGUUUUUACAGGGAUUGUUCAGCAGAAGGAUCCUAUGAUGCAGAAUGUCUAUCUUGGAAAUAGUUUACUUAAACUUUUUUUUUGCCAUCUUUAAUGUAUAAGGUGUGUUGGACAGAUUCUUGUUUACUUUUACAGCAAAUGAAAGCCAGUAACCACUUUUCACAUUCCAUUUUUCUUACCUUGACUCUCCUAGGCGGAUGAGUCCAGCUACUGUGCUUACCAAUGUUGUGCUCCAUUAUCGUUUUUUUUGGGUUGUUUGGGGUUUUUUGAAGCUUGUAAAUGUCAGCUUGCUGGGUAAGUGAGAGAUCUGUAACAUGUAAAUAGAAUUAAAGUACUGUAUUUUUAUAGAGCAAAUUACAGUCUCUAAGCCUAGUGAGUAUCUAUCUGAAUCACUUGCUCUUUGGUGAAAUGAAGAUGAUUUUGAAAUGAACUAUGACUCCAUUUUUGUCCCUGGUGGGUAAACUGGGAAUCUGCACUAUUUUUAAAGCAAAAAAUUACCACAGUUGUAUAUACCGUCACUCUCCAUAGCCAGUCAUUAGAGGAAACCAUUUCAUACUUCUGCACUAUAGUAGGUCUUAGGGAAUGCAUUUUAUACAGAUAAACCUGUAGAGAAGGAAAAGGAGCUUUUUGCCAUUAAAAAAGGGCGUUUUAUAGGCAGUGGUUGGAAGAGCCAUAGUAAAAAUUAUGUACUAAAAUGUUGUGAUUCUGAAAAUUUAAGCCUAAUUAAGUCAUACGUGUCGUAUGUAAUCUUGUAGAUUUGUACUUUUUAAAAGAUCGACCGGUAGGCAUUUGUGUAAUCUGCUAAUUUAACUGCCUAAUGCCAUGCUUUUAUUUCUCAUUGUAAAUAUGUUAAUUUUUAUUUAUAAAAUACAGAAUCAAUCCAUUUGGGUUGGUGGUGUACAGAAUGCACUUUCUGUAAUUGCUGAGUGCGUUAAUUAUUGUGACUUCUUUCAAGUCUAAAUGAUUUAAUAAACUUUUUUUAUUUAUAAAAAAACAAUAUUAGUUGCUUCUCUUCAAAGUCUGCCUCGGUGGAUGCUGAUGGGAGCCUUGUGCAGGUGGAACAGGAGGAUGGGCGCUGCGUUUUGCUUCGCUUUCCUGCCUCGUACUUGCCACCAUACAUGUGGUGAUGCAAAGCUGCAUAUGCUGCUUGGAAGCGAGAUAAUGGCUGAAGAAAGAGGGGAACUGAGCUCUUAAACUGAGUGGAGGCAAUCUCUGAACUGUUAACAGAGAGGGAAGUCUGGAAGAGAUAUUUCUAACAUUGAUUUCUUAAGCUCAUUUCCACUCUAAAUCCAUAUUCCUGUUCUACAGGCUUAAAUUUUUGAAGUUGUAGGCUCUGAAAGCAGUUUCUUAAAAAGGCGAUCGAUUCAAAUCCUUCUGGGUAUUGCUGUACUGUGGUGGGACACUACGACUGGCAAUUGAACCAGCUGACACUCUGCAGCCUUAUGGUAGAGCAAGAGCGGGUUACGAAGGUUGUCUUUCUUGUGUCCUUGGAUAACUGUUUGUCCAGUUGAAGCCAGAAUGCUGCAGUGAGUAGUUGGUCAGAAACAGAACUUCAUUGUGUUAAGCUGGGUUAAAACAAGAUACAAAACAAGUGUGUCCUCUUCCCUUGGAUUUCCCUGUUCAUGUCAGCUAUAAAUGCAUAGUUCAGUGACCGCGUUUGAGGCUUCUCUGGCUUCCCUGCCAGUCGGUGAUUACAGCUGGAGCACAGGAAAUGCAGGAUAAAGAAUCUUUAUCUUGCUUUCUGUCUGUGCUGGAUAUAAGUAGCCGCCUGGUCCAAGGGCCCUGCGGCAUUUCAGUACUAAAAAUGGUCUACACGUUCACACUAUGUGUGUCUACAAAUUCUGGGAUGUUGCACUUCUCAAAGGUAUGUCCAAAUCCUACCCUGUGUGGUGCAUGCUCAGCCACAAAAGCACCUGGUGCCACUUAGCCUGGAACUACCUGUGCCAGUGUCCUUUUCCUUUGCUUCCCACUGGAUGCUGCAGUGUGUCAUCCUUGUCUUUGCUCCUUCUUUGGCUUCAGGCUUUGACUAAGAAAACCUUUUCCAUAAUGAGAGUAUUUCUGUGAACUCAGGUCUUGGCUGCAAGCACUCAUUUCCCUGCCUCCGGCAGCUCCACUUGCUCUGCCCUACCACUGGGGGAAAAGGGUGCUUCCCUGUGCUAUGAAAUAGCUCCUGGGCUUCAACACCACGAUCCGACCGGCUCUUCAGCACCAGGCUACCCCGACGGAUGCACCCCUCAUGUUGUUCUUUUUUUAAGUCGGGUUUGAAUUAUACUGCACUUCCCUGUUAUGCCCCUGUCCUUCUGCUGGAUGAUAUACAAACGAAUGGUCAACCGUGACUAAAAGCCUGAAGGUCUUUGAUCUAAGGUGCCUUUGGUCUAUGCUCACAUCCUGAAAGGGACACCAGCAAAGGAGGGCUUUUCUCACGUCUGUACAGAGGACAGCAGGAGCUUUCCACCUGCGCUGUGAGAUCCCAGUCUUUACACAACAGUUCUGGUGGCAAAAACAUCUGGUGGCUCACAGACAAUUUUAUCUUAACUUCUUUCAGUUAUCUAGAAAACAACUUUCUGACUGUCUCAGGUCUUCUAGUGGCCAUGGAAAUUGGUGCGUACCUUCCUGCUGGCUUUUUUUUUGCAGAGGGACACCUGAAUAUGGAGGCUAAAACAGCUGCCAGCUUACAGCCCUGCAACAGGGGAGCUCUGGUCUUGAGCUCUGUGGUCCUGGCCUGCUCUUGCCUGUCCCUCAGCUUCAUUCCUCUCAUAGUUCUUGGUGCUGAAACACAAUUCCUUGUUCUAUUUUAUCAAAGCAAACUGAGUGGCAGAAGCAAGAAUCUUGCCCCCAUCCACCUUUAUGGCCACUGGAACUAGAUGCUUCCCCCCAGAACAAGGGCAGGGUUGUGUAGUUAUUCUCCUUUCUGCUUCCAUGGUGUUGUUGGACUUGUAGCAGCUGGGAGGCCUGAUCCACUCCCUGAAGAGUCAUUUGACAGAAGUACCAGUGUUGCAACGCCAAGUCAGCGCUGUUUCUUCUACCAGGCUCCUAAGAGAGAACUUCUGACCCCCGUACCAAUGUCUUCAGCAGCUGAGCUGCUCCAGGCAGUAGCUGCUUGCUUUUUGCUACACCUCUGAAGAGAGUCCUCUGCUGCCUUUGAGCUGAAAGAGCUAAAGGACUUGAGACUUUUACUAACUCCCUCUUUUUUUUUAUUUUUUUAUUUACUAACAAAUAGACAUUCUUCACCCAUCUGAGUGCCUCCAUCCAGCAGUUUUAGCAUUAAACGUUAACUUGGAUAUCUUUCUUCUGUUUGCUCUCCUUCCAGGCUACAGAAGCCUUGGCUAUCUCAAGUAGGUGAUUGAGCACUCAGAAAAAGCUAUUUUAGAAACCACCUUCAAAGUGUUUCAUGUCCACAAAAGAUCAGUCUAAGAGCAGACUCUGAGUGUGGUGACUCCCCCAUGUAAACCAGCAUGAGGCCCCACCAGAACCAUGAUGGGGGAAGGGAUGGCUGUUGUCGGAGCGGUCACUAGUCCUGCCAUGACCCUGCUACAGAAAAGCUGUGGUCCUGAAGACUCAGCUCCUGCUUUUACUCCUCUAGAAUGCU